AUGAUUUGUAAUAAGACCGCUGAUAUUGCAAAUGGACAUGCUGUGUUGGAUAAUAAGAGUAACAGAAAGGUAGGUGCAACUGCAACUGUCGUCUGCGAGUACGGUUAUACAACAAAGAAAGAGUCAAUUAUGUGCUUCAAGAGUGGAGAAUGGGAAAUUGCAAGCUGCUCCAGAAUAGUUUGUGAGAAAACCGUUGAUAUCGCAAAUGGACGUGCUGUGUUAGAUGAAAGCAAUAACAUAGAGUUAGGUGCAACUGCAACUGUCACCUGCGAUGAAGGUUAUAAAACAAAAAAUAAGUCAAUUAUGUGCCUCGAAAGCGGAGAAUGGGAAAUAUCCAACUGUUCCAAGAUUAAUAAUAAGGUUCUUGAUUGUGAUUUCGAAAUCCUUGAUGAUAAGUCAUGUAAGUAUGAAACAAUUGGCAAAGCAAGGUACGCAUGGACUCGGAACAAUGGACAAACAAACACGUGGUACACUGGACCUACUGCUGAUCAUACAAGAGGAAAAUACUGGGGCCAUUACCUGUACCUCGAAUCUAACGCACCUGCGGACUAUCAAGACAUCGCGAAGCUACGUUUUGAUCCCAUUACCGGGAGCGAAGAUUACUGUUUUACUUUAUGGUACCACAUGUAUGGUUCUCAUAUAGAUUAUAUGUCCAUAAGUCUCGAGGACACAGUCACUAACGGUAUGACAGAGAUAAUUCGUGUAUCUGGUGAUCAGGGUAACAAGUGGCACCCAGCUGGGUUCAAAAUCACAGCGGAUAAUGUUCCAAAUGACUUCAUGAUCGUGAUUGAAGCUCAACGAGGUCAAGGAGUCAAGUCCGAUUAUGCAAUAGAUGAUCUGAUUGUUUCAAAAGGGUCGUGUGCAGAUUGCGGUUUUGUACCGGGAGUUGCAAAUGGAAAAGUCAGACUUGUUGAUCCUAGCAAUUCGGAGGCAGGAGCCGAAGCCACAGUCAGCUGUAAACUUGGGUACAGGGCGGAAACAGAAAGAAUAAAAUGCCUUAUUAAUGGUGAAUGGGAGACACCGGUGUGUUCUGUAAACGAUUGCGGACAGGUACCUAUUGUUGAAAACGGGAAUAUCGUCUUGGAUGAUCCUAGCAGUACCACUGUCGGGGCCACUGCGUCCGUAAGCUGUAACUAUGGAUACGAACCUCGAGCUAAGUCAAUAAGGUGUCUGCGUAAAGGUCUAUGGGAGGAGCCAAAUUGCAAGAAAACAGGCUAG
Mercenaria mercenaria is the source of this 1218-nucleotide messenger RNA. RefSeq names its product MAM and LDL-receptor class A domain-containing protein 1-like. Gene Ontology annotation, cellular component: membrane. The record is from RefSeq and is a predicted model, not a curated record. The coding region runs from base 1 to 1218 and encodes 405 amino acids. The transcript has 8 exons. Lineage: Eukaryota; Metazoa; Mollusca; Bivalvia; Venerida; Veneridae.